Molecule: messenger RNA, 1768 nt
Organism: Hevea brasiliensis (rubber tree)
Lineage: Eukaryota; Viridiplantae; Streptophyta; Magnoliopsida; Malpighiales; Euphorbiaceae
Exons: 7
Coding region: 68-1621 (517 amino acids)
Molecular function (GO): protein binding
Source: RefSeq, a predicted model, not a curated record
UCUUUCAACUUCCUCAAUCGAAAAAUAAAUAAAUAAAUAAAUAAAUAACCAAACAAACAACCCAACUAUGUGUAAGAAUUGGGUUGUCUUUGCUUUCAUCUUUUUGGUUCUCCUUAGUGGCGUCUCUUCGGCUUCAGCCACACCUCCUGCCAAAAUCGUAAGUGGGGUUGUCUCCAAUAUCGUCUCUGCACUUGUUAAGUGGCUCUGGUCAGUCAAAUCCAACACUAAAAAAGAUACAGCUGUCUCUAGCCGUUCGAUGAUAAAAUUUGAAGAUGGACAUGCAGUGGAGACGGUUUUUGAUGGAAGUAAGCUUGGAAUUGAGCCAUACUCGGUUGAGUUAUCUCCAAGUGGAGAGCUCUUGGUUUUGGAUUCACAGAAUAGUAAUAUUUACAAGAUCCAAACACCAUUAUCUAGAUAUAGCAGGCCCAAGCUGAUUGCUGGAUCAUCUGAAGGGUACUCUGGACAUGUAGAUGGGAGGCUAAGAGAAGCAAGAAUGAACCACCCAAAAGGUCUUACGGUGGAUGACCAAGGAAACAUAUAUAUAGCAGACACAAUGAAUAUGGCUAUCAGAAAGAUAAGUGAUGGAGGGAUUACAACUAUUGCAGGUGGAAAAUGGGCUCAUGGGGGUGGUCAUGUUGAUGGUCCAAGUGAAGAUGCAAAGUUUUCAAAUGAUUUUGAUGUGGUCUAUAUUGGAAGCAGCUGCUCUCCCUUUGUUAUAGAUCGAGGAAACCAGGCAAUUCUAGAGAUUCAACUUCAUGAUGAAGAUUGUAGCUAUCAAUAUGAUGGUAGUUUCCACUUAGGGAUAGCAGCGCUAGCUGCUGCUGCAUUCUUUGGCUACAUGCUAGCAUUUUUGCAACGUAGCGUACAAGCAUUAUUUUCUUCCAAUGAUGAUUCAAGAGCUUGUACAAAGAAAGGUGCACCAAAUGCACCAUACCAAGGGAAUCCUAAAUCAUUCAGGCCCCCUUUGAUUCCAAAUGAAGUUGAGCUUGAGAAACCAGAUGAGGGCUUUUUGGGUUCCCUCGGGAGGCUUGUCCUCAACACUGGAUUAACUGUAGGUGAAAUUUUUGGGGGAUUAUUUUCAGGCUUCAGAAGGAAGCCCAUCCACUACCAGUUUCAACAGCAAUACCAGUACCAACAAGUUCUCCAACAUUCAAAUGCAUGGCCAAUGAAAGGAAGUUUUGUGAUUCCUAAUGAAGAUGAGCCACCAUCAAUAGAAACCAGAACUCCUACCCCAAAUAAAACGUAUCCAUGCAUGAUCAACGACAUGGAGAAGGACCACCAAUUCAAGCAAAACCAUAGUUGCCAUAGAGGGUGGGAUGGCGAGCAUCACCAACAGAAACAGCAACAGCAACAGCAGCAAAUGCAAACGCAGAUGCAGAUGCAGAUGCAGCACCACCACCAGCAACAGCAGCAUCAUCAUCAUAGGCAUUAUACAUCUAACCCAAAAGCAUACUAUGAAAAGAGCUGUGAGACAAAUGAGAUUGUGUUUGGGGCUGUUCAGGAACAGGAUGGUCGGCGUGAAGCUGUGGUGAUAAAGGCUGUUGACUUUGGAGAUCCUAGGUCCAAUCACCAUAAUAUUCGACCUCGAUUCAACUAUGUUGGUUACCCUCAUGGGUAUUAAUCAUGUACUUGUAUUACUGGAGGGGAAAACAAAAACAAUAUUUUGAGCUUUACAUGUGAGUUAUGAAGAUGAGUAUGGAAAAUAUAUCUAGGAAGAAGCCUUUUACUGUUUUUCAAUAUAUUUCAUUUGUUUAUUUAUAUUUUUUAA